UUUAGAACCUUCGAUCGGGGAGGUGGUAUUUCAUUUGAAAGCAUAACGAGAAGAAACUCGAUUCAAAAUCGUAAAACGAAAGAAACAAUUCGCAUAUGAAAUUUGAUUUAUAAAUAUCUAUAUCCGAUCAAAGGAAUAAAUCUCCGGCGAUAAUCCGUCAAAUUACUUCCACAUCCAUUGAUUUCUUCCUUUAUUGGCCAAUUCGUGAAUGGAAGCGAUCAGGAAACAAGCAACGAAGCUCCGGGAACAGGUUGCCAGACAACAACAGGCGGUUUUCAAGCAGUUUGGUGGUGGAGGUUAUGGAGGUUCAGAUAACGUGGUAACAGAUGAAGCAGAACUCAUGCUUCACCAGAAACUUGAAAGACUAUACAUAUCCACACGUGCUGCUAAGCAUUUUCAAAGAGACAUUGUUCGUGGUGUUGAAGGAUACAUAGUUACGGGUUCCAAACAAGUUGAAAUAGGCAAUAAAUUAUCAGAAGAUAGCAGAAAAUAUGGUAUUGAGAAUACAUGCACUAGUGGGAAUACACUAUCAAGAGCUGCAGUCAAUUUUUCACGAGCCCGUGCACAAAUGGAAAAGGAACGAGGAAAUCUACUCAAAUCUUUUGGGACCCAGGUUGCAGAGCCAUUAAGAGCAAUGGUAAUGGGAGCUCCUCUUGAAGAUGCUCGACAUCUUGCUCAACGUUAUGACAGAAUGCGACAAGAGGCUGAAGCACAGGUGAUUGAAGUUUCAAAACGACAAACAAAAGUGAUGGAAGGAACUGGGAAUCCAGAAUUAUUUGCAAGACUUGAAGCAGCCGAAUCAAAAUUACAAGAUUUGAAGUCCAACAUGUCAAUAUUGGGAAAGGAAGCUGCAUCAGCAAUGGCUGCAGUUGAAUCUCAGCAGCAAAAUAUGACACUACAGAGACUUAUUUCCAUGAUUGAAUCGGAGCGUGCUUAUCAUGAGAAGGUUAUUCAGAUUCUUGAUCAUCUUGAAGGAGAGAUGGUAUCAGAGCGCCAACGAAUUGAAGCAGCUCCUCCUACUCCAACAAUGGAAACACCUCCUCCUCCAUUUUCACCUCCAUCAUAUGAAGAAAUCAAUAACAACACAUCUCCUUCUCCAAUGCAAAAUGGUUCAAAUGAUGGGGGGAAUUACUUUUUAGGAGAGGCAAUGUUCUCGUAUGAUGCAGAGUCUGAUGUGGAGCUCAAUUUAUCAUCGGGUGAUUUUGUCGUUAUCAGAAAGGUGUCAAACAAUGGUUGGGCUGAAGGUGAAUGCAAAGGGAAAGCAGGUUGGUUUCCUGUUGAAUAUGUGGAAAGACGAGAGCGUGUUCUUGCAAGCAAGGUUACCCAAGUCUACUAGAGUAUGUAUCUACCUACCUUCAUCUUAAUGUAUGUAUUUUUGGCCUUUGUUUUUCUAGUUUAUACAUUUUUUUGCAUGUAUUCUUUCUUCGUUCUUAUGUUUUUCAUCAUAUAUGGUCAAUUAUGAUACGUGUGACUCAUUUUGUAUUGAUACGGUUUUACUUUGAAUUGUGUUUUGGCUGUUGAUGAU
Messenger RNA from Lactuca virosa, 1525 nucleotides. Lineage: Eukaryota; Viridiplantae; Streptophyta; Magnoliopsida; Asterales; Asteraceae. The record is from the annotation of a GenBank genome assembly.